AUGUCUAUGCAAGAAAAUUUACAUCUCCGCCUCCCGGAGUGUAAACUACAAAACUUCGCGGUGCAAAUAUGCAUCUCCACCCACAGGAGAUGUAUAUUCGCCAGCCGCGCGCCAACCGCCAACCGUCGUUUCCUUUCGCCCCCUCUUCUUCCUACCACCUCCCACCUCCCGCCGCACCGCCAUCGCUGCGUGCCUGCCCACCACGCACGCCGCAACCGCCUAGUGCCAGAUCUGGCCCCGCCAUUGCCCUCGGUGCCGGUUCCGACCUCCUCCACCGUCGGCUGUCGCUCGCCGCCGCAAAUAAGCGGUUUUUUCUUCUCUUCUCCCCGCCGCCGAUUCGACCCCGACGCCGCCCGAUUCGCCCCCCGGUCCUUCGUUGGCCCCAAUUCGUCGCUGCCACACGCCGUGUUUCCGCCGCUCCCGAUGCCGUCGCCGACCUCGUGCUACCCGAUUCGACCCCACCGCCUCCCCGCGGCACCGCCUCGUUGCCGCACUGCCCCGCCCCGUCGCCGCAACCUCCGCCGCACCAUCCCGUCACCGCAACCUCCGCCGCCCCGCCCUGACUCGUCGCCGCACGGCCCCGCCCCGCCGAGGAAGGCCCUGAAGAGCAAGACAGGUUUCUUCGGCGUGUGGGCGAAGCCCUCCGGCAACUUCAAGGUGGAGUUCAGUGACACCGGCCGUCGCUUUUGGCUCGGCACCUACCCCACCGUCCACGAGGCCGCGCUUGCCUACGACGUGGCGGUGUGGCGUGUCGGGAGGCCGAGGAACGACCUUAACUUCCCGGAGAUCGAGACCCAGGCGGAUGCGGAGUUGCUCGUGCCGGGGGGCAUUCGCAUGGUGGAGAUCACAGCGAAGAAGACGAAGAAGAGGCCCACCAUUGACAUUAGGUCGGCGAUAGCGACGAGGCGGUGA
This is a messenger RNA of Aegilops tauschii subsp. strangulata, 912 nucleotides long. Lineage: Eukaryota; Viridiplantae; Streptophyta; Magnoliopsida; Poales; Poaceae. The record is from RefSeq and is a predicted model, not a curated record.